UUCAACUUUUUGAAUUUAAGGUAUUUUAUUUUUUAUAUUAUAAUAUAUAAAUUUUUAUUCUUAAUAUUUUUAAAUUUUAAAAAAUAAAACAAAAUUUAACGUUGAAGGAUAAUAUGCAUCAUGUGCACGUUGCCCUCCGUUAUACAAUUACAUAUCAGCAUAAAUUUAAAUUUUGUGGACAUGGUGGCAAGUCGAACUUGGAAUUGAAUUCUACUUUCCGUAAUUUUAGCUUGUGGGCCCUUCCCGUCUCCAAUCCCGGCUAUACUCCCCUUCCCGGUGAGGCCAACCCAAUUGGGUCUCCAGUUACCCGUCGGAGGCCCAUUUGCCUUUAUCUCGCCGUCGUUUCUGACCUUUUGGCUCUUGAUUUGUUUGUGGUUUUGAUCGGGUACAGGGGAUCAGACAAUGUCCAAGUUCAUGGAAAUGAAAGCGGGUCAUUGGCUGCCUCCUCAGGGCAGCCGGAAAUUGUGCGCCCUUUGUCACGAGGUCCGGUGGCCGGAGUCUCCGAGAAGGCGAACGGCCAUUUUGCCGAUGUUGGGCGCUUGCGGUCAUUUCCUUGGAACAAUAGCAUGCUUUCAUGGCAGAGAACAGCUUUCCAUUUCCAACCGGAGAAGAAUUGGAUGAAUGAUCAUCGUUAUCCAUACAAGGGAGGUCGUCGUGGAUUAGCAACAUGGUAUGGAACAUCUCGAUGGUACAAGUAGCAGACAUGGCCGUCAAUUCAUGCUCGUCGAUGAGCUUUCACGCUGCUAUAUAGAGCAUCGGUCUCACACGCUUCCCCCAGCCAAGAAUGAGUGGCGCAUUGCUUCGUGGAUCUUCAAAGGUUCCCAGAGCGAAACGGUAGCAUCCAAGGCUUGAUUAACAGAAUUUGCCUUUUGGACCAUAUAGGAUUUGAAAUCAAAGGUAGGUUUUGUGGGUCUUGCUCUUCUUCCUUGAUGGUAUCUUCCUUGGUAAGGACAGAAGAGAUAAAAGGAACAGAAGAAACAGCAAAGGAUUUUGUUGGAACGCCACCACCGGCAUACCGAAUCUUUGAAAGGACCAAAAGUUGAGGAUGUGGGUAUGGGUAUGGAUCUGGAUCUAGUUGCUUGGUUAGAGACGAAGCAGGUCUGAACCCACAAACCCAGAUUCACAGUACUCAUUUUCAGAUGGGUUUUCUCCCUUUUACUAGUUUGUUUCACAGGAACAUUGCCGGAGGCUUUGAAGAGGGAGAAUCAAUGAGCUGCUGCCUUAUAACUUAUAUUUGUGGGGAUUGAACUAACAAGGGAAAAAUGUUUUCAAUUGGCAAGUAAAAAUAGUACCAAAUUUAGUGGAUUUCCCAGCUUUGUUCCAUUUUUGUGAAUCAGUAGAGAUUGGUUGAGAUGAAUGGAUUUGCAGAAGUUGAAGAAAAGGAAAGGGAAAGAGGAAAGAGGAAAGAGGAAAGGGGGGAAGAAAAAAAAUUUUUUGGAAAGGGUCUGGAUUUGCCAUGUAAAAAAAAGUCAAAGUUAAUGCUGACAUGUGCAGACGACGGAGGUUAAUGGUGCACAUGCUACAUAUAAAUUUUUAGAUGUUAAAUUUUGACUUAUUUUUCUAAACUCAAAAUCAUUGAGGAUAAAAAAUUAUAUAUUGUAAUAUAAGAGGUAAAAUGCC
Messenger RNA from Rubroshorea leprosula, 1620 nucleotides. Lineage: Eukaryota; Viridiplantae; Streptophyta; Magnoliopsida; Malvales; Dipterocarpaceae. The record is from the annotation of a GenBank genome assembly.